Messenger RNA from Protopolystoma xenopodis, 423 nucleotides. The record is from the annotation of a GenBank genome assembly. Lineage: Eukaryota; Metazoa; Platyhelminthes; Monogenea; Polystomatidea; Polystomatidae.
AUGCAACUUGGAACAACACUCGUAGGUGAGAUAAGGAGCAACGAUAACAGCAAACAGCUGCCAUGCCAGAGAGCAUGCGAAAACUGUCAAUGGUUGCCGGACGGGCCAGCUAGUUGUUGCCAUCAGGUCUGGCUUGUGGGCCGAGUGUGGAGGGCAUCGGGCCUGGGACUGUACCCACCUGCAGGCCAUCACAGCCAUCUUGUGGGCCAGCUGAACGAGGUGGGCACAGGCUGUUCGGAUCCUGAGGCCAACUGGAAGCCACCUUUCGGUAGGAAAGCGAGUUACGGGGCGCUUCCUUUCCGUUGCCAAUGCGAGGCCGGCCCUGCGACUCAGUGGUCCCAGGCUUUAAACCCCACGAUCCGACUUACACUCGCACGACUGAGGGCAAGAGACGGCGGAGCGGAGAGAAUCGACGCCAGUUAA